GAGCCGCGGCGACGGGGAGGCCGGGCCUGCGGGGGGGCCGGGCCCCGGCGCCGCCAUGCCGAAGGUGGUGUCUCGCUCCGUCGUGUGCUCCGACACCCGCGACCGCGAGGAGUACGACGACGGGGAGAAGCCGCUUCAUGUCUACUACUGCCUGUGCGGGCAGAUGGUGCUGGUGCUGGACUGCCAGCUGGAGAAACUGCCGAUGCGGCCGCGGGACCGCGCCCGGGUGAUGGACGCCGCCAAGCACGCCCACAAGUUCUGCAACGCGGAGGAGGAGGAGAGCGUCUUCCUGCGCAGACCAGAAGGCAUAGAGCGGCAGUUCAGGAAGAAGUGUGGCAAGUGUGGGUUGCUGCUCUUCUAUCAACACCAACAGAAAAACGCUCCUGUGACGUUCAUUGUUGACGGUGCUGUAGUCAAGUUUGGUCAGGGUUUUGGGAAAACAAACAUAUAUACUCAGAAACAAGAGCCUCCCAAAAAGGUGAUGAUGACCAAACGGACCAAAGACAUGGGCAAGUUCAGUUCCGUCACAGUCUCCACAAUUGAUGAAGAGGAGGAGGAGAUUGAAGCCAGGGAGAUUGCAGACUCCUAUGCACAGAAUGCAAAAGUGAUUGAGAAACAGCUGGAACGCAAAGGCAUGAGCAAAAGAAGGCUCCAGGAGUUGGCUGAGUUGGAAGCCAAGAAAGCCAAGAUGAAAGGAACCCUGAUUGAUAAUCAGUUUAAAUAAAAUGCUGCAUGUCUGCUGGGUAUUCAGAGACAGGAGAAAGCUAUCGCAGAUCUGUCGACAAAGCAGAAAUAACAGACAACAUUCAAGGGCAACAUGCUGCAACCAGCUUGAAGGAUGAGUACCCCUCUGUCAUAAGUGAUAGUCCGAUACCAAUUUUAAUAACUCCAGUGGUACUGGAGACUUGGCUGAAACUGCAGUUCUCUACAAACCCAGUGUUAGGAGCAAGCUGUUCCAGCCAGAAUAUUUACUUCUGGGAAAAAUUUUUGCUGGGUGCCUUCCUGAAUUCAGUGCACCUUUAGAUAGUUGUCUUUUUAUCUUGGUAGUUUUCUGUAAGAUCUCCAUAAAUGUAUUGCAACAAUAGGUCAACUCUACAACAGAUAUUUUUAUGAAACUAA
This is a messenger RNA of Tyto alba (common barn owl), 1119 nucleotides long. RefSeq names its product STING1 ER exit protein 1 (gene STEEP1). The record is from RefSeq and is a predicted model, not a curated record. Lineage: Eukaryota; Metazoa; Chordata; Aves; Strigiformes; Tytonidae. Bases 56 to 724 code for a protein of 222 amino acids. The transcript is spliced from 7 exons.